Messenger RNA from Oryctolagus cuniculus (rabbit), 20400 nucleotides. The record is from RefSeq and is a predicted model, not a curated record. NCBI's taxonomy places the organism in Eukaryota, Metazoa, Chordata, Mammalia, Lagomorpha, Leporidae.
CUAUCACAUGAAGUCAGUUUGCUCCACAGCAUCCAAGCGAGGACACCACGAAUCAGCUUCCCAGAAUGUCCCUGAAUCGCCGGGCUUCCACAAAGAAACUAGCGCCUGUAAAGCUGCUCUUAUAUAUAGUUCCAUAAAAUCUCUAAGGACAUCUGAAUUCUGUGCCAUGCCAGGCUUCACACACACACACACACACACACACAAUGGACAUCUGAAUUCUGUGCCAUGCCAGGCUUCACACACACACACACACACACACACACGUAUGUGUGUAUUCAUAGUUUCAUUUUACGUUGUCAGUCUGGUAAGCAUGCACUGGAAAGUCAUCAAAUUGUAACUGAAUCUCUUUCCUGUGAAUACUACUCAGAGUAUUUGUAAAAUUCGCAUCUCAAAGUAUAGGGUCAGCAUUUCCUCAUGAACAAAAGCAGCAGUUUCUUCGUAAGGCAAACCCAGGAAUCCGAUGCAACACACAUGUACUCUUGCUCACUGUCACACACGCCCAUCGAUGUUAUCCGAACGUGGGUAAGAUCAGCUCCCUUGACUAAAGAGGGGAAAGACUGAAAAUUAGCAAACGUCCCAGAUGCAGCUGCUCCAGGCUGGAGAGAGACAGAGACGGACAAAAGGACACGGGGAAAGGAAGCUAUGUGAGCGAAAAGCUAAAAUGCCAACAAUGCACCAGCCCCUGGCCCAGCCCCUGACCCACUAUAAUCUACUUAGCCAUCUACUUUACACCCCUCCCUCAGAAAAAAAAAAAAAAAAAAAGUGGAAGCAAACUGAUCCUGAUGAAGCCGGGAACUGAAGUCCUGCACUUGGCCGGCGACUCGCGAUGCAAAGAGCCAAAGCUGAGGGAAGUGUCUCACCACCCAGGGCAGGGGAUGAUGGCAAGCGUGGAUGGGAGAGGACAACACAUGACAGAGGACAAGUAAGGCCACCUGACCCAGGCUGGCAGAGGGCUGGAGAUUCAUCAGUGAAGAUCACCAGUGCUGGUGACUGCUCCACACCCCGCCCCCCGCCCCGUGCCGCUAUGCUCACCCUGUUAUCAGUGAUGGGACAAAAAAAUAUUCACCAUGUAGAUUGUACAGAUGACUGGAAAAAUCAACUGUUGCUGGUGCAGAAUCAUCUUAAAAACUCUCCUGAAGAGCUGACUGCUGUGCUGCAGGCCUUGCUAAGAGAAGAUGAACUGAGAACCAGGAACCUGCCUCCCCGUGAUGUCUUCCAGGAACCCAGUGAUCAGGGUCAUGCAGAGAUAGCGCCUCCAGUGGACAAGGCCCUGGCGACUGGCAUCCUACUUUCUGUCUUCACGAAGCUGACUGCUCCAGGGACCAUAUGGACCUGGUGCUCAGCCUGCCUCUGUGAAUCUGACUGUGAAUGGGCAAGUGAAAAGAAACCCAGAGACUGCCUGAACUUUCAUUCCAGCUCAGAGCUUCUGCAGGAAGAUCUUCAGGGUGCUAACAUGCAUGGAGCUGCCAUCCCCUGUGGCAACCAUGCCUUCUUUUGGAAACCUCCGGCCUGAGGUUGCUCUACAGUCAGCUUCUAGAAAUGGGGUCAUCUUCCUGUGAUUCUGAGGAACUUGCCCACAUAGAGGUGAGAAAUCUCAGAGGGAGCCUCCACAGGUGCACAAAGUGAGAACCGGAUUUAUUUCAAAGGUGAAAAGUGAAUGUACGUUUAUGUUUGAGAGUGGGCUGCCCCACACAGAGAAAUAUCCAUCAUGAGUAGGCCAGAGGGUUCCUUAAAGAGGGAAAGACCUCAACCUGGGUCCAAGGCAAAAAGGGCUCUCCUCUAUUCUCAGCCUCUUUAACGGCUAGGGCUUAGGGCUUAAUGCCUUAGCAUGCGUGAGGCCACCUGGGAAUUUUAUGGCCCCUCCACGUGGAGUGUAAUACCCACAUGGUCAUCAUGGCAUCUCUCUUUUCCGGGUCAGGAUGAGAGAGAGGUGCAUCCUGGGAAGGUGGGCAUGUUAGACUUCUCAUUCACCUAGGCCUAACUAGCAGCCUGCCUCUUCACACCAUAACAGGACCAUCCUACCCAUGGGCAACAAAUAUCUAUCGCUUACUCAAUUAGCCAUUGUAUUUUAUACUAUUUAGAGCCAAAAUAUCCAAUUUGCAUGUUAUAAUACACAAUGUAUGUUUUUACUCACCAGUUUAUCCUUAAUUGCUUAAAAAAGUUAAUUUUGAUUGUGUGAAGACGAUUGUGUAUUUCAGAAUAAAAAUGAAUAAAUUAAAUUAAUUAUCAGACAUAGGAAGCAAAGGAGAAAACACAACAUUAUAAUUCUUUCUAAAAGCAAAACAGGAAGAGAAAAGGUAACCUAUCACAUAGAAAAAUCCCUGGUCACAUGCAAUGUCCACCUCCUAAAAGGCCAGUUUGGUCCCACCAAAGACACAACAUGCUAUGACCCCUAUCAAUCAGAAGGUCAUUUCCUCCCAUGUAAUUAAUUUAAAUUGGAAUUAUCUUUUGUCUCUCGUUGCCGAGGCCCAAACUGAAAACAGUCCAGCGUGGAUUCUCAAUCAUGAAGCGGCUGCACUGAGAUCUGUGUUGGCAUCUCCGAGAUUUGAUCACAGCACACAUUUUUGUGGGAAAUACGAAAUGAAGUUUUACACCACCAUUCUUCUGGUAAAGAAGGCAGGGGUAGGGUGCAGACGGCAGGGCUCAGCAUACCCAGCAGAACUUUCUUUCUGAAGCUUAUUGAGACUUCUUUCCCAGUUAAUGGGAUGCCUUUCCCCCACUCAGAGCGAAUGCAGCUGUAGAGAAAGAAGAGCACAACAUUUAGAAGCAGAGAAGCCCCUUUCCACAGCCUUAAUUUGCAAGACCUAAUGUGGUUUGUGGGAGCAACUUGAGGUCUUGGUUACUGAUAAAAAUAAUACAAGCUUAGAACUUUCAUAAGUUUGUGUGGCCUCUUUGUCAAGGACCAGCAAUUAGAGCCUUAAAAUACUGAACUUUAUUACCUAAACUCUUUUCAGAAUGCCCAUAUUCAGUAUUAGCACUGGGAACCAUUCUUUUCCUGUCAGUCUUUCCUUACACUCUUCUGUUCAGCUAGAAAGUUCUGUUUGUGGCUCCCAAAUACGGUUCAAGUUUAGUUUAUGCAGACGUGUGUUGGGAAGAAACUCCAGCCUAGGAUGUAGGGAGAAAGUCUGUGCCCAUCUUGCUUAGAUCCCCAUUGUGAGAGAAAUGAUCCUAAGUGACUUCCACAUGCAGACUGUCACAUCUCGUCUGUUUGGUCUCAAGUACAGCUUAAAUUUGCAUUUUGUUGAUGUUCUCUCAGGUUGAUCGGUGCAUUGCUGUAGGGGGUGGAAGCCCCCCAGGACUCCUUUAUUGCAGUUACUUUCUCCCUUUAAGUCCACUAAUAUUUGCUUUAUUUAGAUGCUUCAAAGUUGUGUACAUAUAUUUUUAUGAUUAUUAUAUCCUCUUGCUGAUGGACUCUUCUAUCGUUAUGCCAUGACAUUCUUUGUCUCCUAUUAUGGUUUUUAGUUUAAAGUCUGAUUUGUGUGAUAGAAAUACAGCUACUGCUGAAUUUACGGCAUGCAGAUCAUCAUGUCUGAUUGCCCAGCCUGGCUGAUGGAAUCAGGAAGUGGCAGUUACUUUUGAAGAUGGCCAUCCCAGCGAGUGAGGUAACCUGCGUGGUUUUUUUCUUUUUUUCUUUUUUUUUCUACGUGGCAGGUAUGCCCACUGCCCUGUAGCCUCCAACAGACUCUAGCAGAUCCUUCCUUUUAGGGAGGUAAUCCAGAGAGAGAAAAACACAAGUGACCACAGGGUUCAGAGACCAAGAAACCCAGGGAGCAAAGGCAGAGAGUAGAAGCCAUGAGCUACAAGGGCUAUGCCACACACAGCAGCAGGAACACUCAUCUGCUCUCAUGGAUACCUGCACUUGAGAGAGUCACAGUAUAAUGGUACUUUAAUUAAUUAAUUUACUUACUUAAAAGAAUUACAGAGUGGGGGGGAGAGAGAGAGAGAGAGAGAAAGAGAGAGAGAGAGAAUCUUCCAUCCACUGGUUCACUCCCCACAAGGCCACAACAACCAAAGCUGGGCCAGGCUUAACCAGGAGCCAGGAGUGUCAUCCAGGUCUCCCACAUGUAUGUCAGGGGCCCACACAUUUGGGCUAUCUUCCACUGCUAUUCUCAGGCCAGCAGCAGAGAGCUGGAUUGGAAGUGGAGCAGCUGGCACAUGAACCAGUAUCCAUAUAGGAUGCUGCCAUUGCAGGCGGUGGCUGUACCCACUACACCACAAUGCAGGCCCUGGUCAUGGUACUUUAGAAGGAGAAUUAAUGCCUGUUUCUGGGGACUCAGAUCUAAGUCCAUGCAAAUUCUCUGAUGUUCUUCCUUGAAUCUUUUUGUCAUACAUUUCCAAUCAGCUGGAAAUCUCAUUUUAUCAGACUCUAGAAAUAUCAAAGGGCUUAAAUAACAGAUCUGAUAAUUAUUCACUAGGUGAUCUUAAGUGCAACACUUAACCUCCAUGAACACUGGUACAUGUGACAGGCAGAAUAAAGCCCCAAACACGUCCACCUUUUGAUUCCUAGAAUCUGAAACUGUGUCACCGUACAUGGCAAAAGGUAUUUGCAGAUGAGAUUAGGUUAGGGACCCAGAAUCGGGGUUUUGUAUUAUCUACGUGGGCCAGUCUAAUCACACGGGUUCUUACCACUAGAGAACUUUUCCAGGCUGGUGUGACUAGGAAGAACAGUCAGGGAGGCAACACUGCCAGCUCUGAAGAUGGAGGAAGGGGCCGUGAGUCAAGGAAUGGGAGCAGCCUCUAGAAGCUAGAUAAAAAACAGGAAACAUAUAUUCUCCCACCCAGAAAAGAGGAACACAGCCCUGCCAGCACCCUAACUUGAGAACUGUGUUGGUCUUCUAGCCUACAGAAUUCUGAGAGAAUCAUUUCUGCUGUUUUAGCUGUGAAGUUUGUGAUACUUUGUUAUAGCAUCAAUAAGAAACUAAUACAAUAGGUCACACUACAUACACACAGGAAAAAGUCUAAAUGAAUAUGUAAGUAUGCUAUAAUGUAACAAUUGAGUACUCGCUUCAGCAGCACAUUUACUAAAAUUGGAAAAGUUGAGCAUCUUUUUGAACUAAUUCUUUCAGGUUUUACAAAUGAUUAUGUUAUUUGUGUGAUAAAGAAAUAAUGAAAAUACUAAAAAAUAUCUAAUAUGUAAUGACCUCAAGGCUCUGCCCAGCUGUGGCAACCAAUGCCCAACCUAGCCUGACUACUGUUCUAUACCUUGCCUCUUCUUGCACACUAUACUCAAAAGACUGCAAAGAGCAAUUUCAGAUCACCCCUGCUGCCUUUAUUUUCCAUCCCACCUCUCAGGUAUACUGCUCUGUAUUCAUCUAUACGUGGUUUCGUAUGUUUCCUACUUGUGCUAUAUGUAGUUUUGUUUUUUUUUUUUUUUUGAUGGAUUACAAUUGUAUCUACGUAUGGUAUAUACAGUGAUGGUAUCUUAUUCUAUUUCUGUUGCUACAACUGGAUACCACGAGUGAGGAAUUUAAAAGGAAUAAAGUCUUGUUUAUCUCAUGGAUCUGAAGUCCAGAAAGCUCAAGAUUGGGUGGAUGCAUCGGGUAAGGUCCUCCUUGCUGGCGGGGACUCCUAGCAGAGUCUCAGAAGCUCAGAUGCACCUCGCAGAUGGGUAUUGCCAGGUGAGACAGAACACUGUAACUCCGAUCUUGUCUUCUCUUUUUACAGAGCCACAGUCCCACUGGAUCAGGGCCACACCCUUAUAGCCUCAUUCAAUUAUCCCCCAAAGGUCCCAUCUCCAAAUACUCUGCUCAGAUUAAGUUUCUACCCCUUAAUACUUCAUGGUGGAGAUCACAUUUCAACACAAGCAUUGGUGGGAACAGUCAAACCACUGAAGACAACAGGAGCUUAUACUAGAAUGCUUGAAUCAAGCUAAUUAGCAUGCCCAUCAGCAUAAACACUUAUCAGUUACCUUCCUAACUGUGACUUUCUCUCUGAGCAACAUCUCCCCAUUCUCCUGACCCUCUGUGCUCUGUUAGACAUCAUUCUACUCUCUGCUUAUGUAAGUUCAAUUGUUUUAGAACCCACAUAUAAAUGAGAACAUAUACUCCAUGUAAUCUAUGCCUGGGUUAUUUCACUAAACAGUGUUCUCCAGACUCACCCAUGUUGUAGCAGAUGAAAGAGUUUUAUUCUUUCUUUAAGCUGAAUAGUAUUCCAUUAGGUAUAUACACCAUGUUUCUCAACUGUCCAUGAAUGAAUACUUUGGUAGAUUCCAUGUCUUGGCUACUGUAAAUAAUGUGGCCAUAAACAUGGAGCUGUAGAUAUCUCCUUGACAUACUGAUUCAGUCCUCAGAAUAUAUACCCAGGAGUAGGAUUGUUGGAUCUAUAUGCUCUUUAUAAAAGAUUUCGUUUUCUGGUAAAUAAUAAAUCCAGCAAGUAUUUGUUGAGUAUAUUUUGUGUAGCUCAGAGAUCAUUCAGAUAAUGCAUAUUUUGUAAAGUCUUCACUAGGCCUGGCAUGGUGCUUUAGAACAGAUUUCAAGAUGAAAUUGAUAGAGUUCAAAAUUUAAAAGGGCAAGUUAGAGACCUUGGGGCCAAAGCCAGGCUUUCUGAUCUUUACAAUGGCCCAUUAGCCUCAUCUAGAGACUGAAAACCUUUAAGGCCCAUUGACAAUCCACCCAGUGUCAACAAGGGCAGGCUAUUAACUGAUACUAGAGAUAUACAUACUGGUGAUAAGCACAUUAGAAGUGAAGCUCAUUAGAAGAUACUUGUGCACCACUUAAACUUAAGAACUUGGCUUUGGUGUGUCAAAAAAUGCAGCCUGUGCUCUCAAUACUUGUUCCCACUUGAGCAAGAAUUUCUUAGUCCUUAUCACAGCCAAUCAUCUUCUGGACUUUGAAUGACCCUAACUAUUAUUUGGCAUUUGGACAGGACAAUAGGUACUUUGCAUGACUUAGUUAGAGAAUAAUGCAAGCCUAUUUCUAAGUAGGUCACUUUGAUCUAUGGCAGAGCUGAAUACUUUGGCCCGUCCCUAACCAAACUAUACCCCAGAGGGGUGAAGGAAAUAGAACAGAGCUGAAGGUGUAGGGAUCUCAGUACUUUUCAUUGUGUCUUUAUUCCUCAAAUAUUUGUUGGGCACCAUAGAUACACUCUCAAACAUUCACAUGCAAAAGAAGUACCCAAGAGCAUUCCACUCCCCAGACAGGCAGGACUCAGCCAUUGGGGGGUGGUAAGUGGAAAUCUCUGUCGAAACAGCCUCAUAGUGGUUUCUGAUGAGGGACCUCUGUGGACUACUUUGUAAAAUGCUUAGUUUGCUCCCCAAAAUGAAUAAGCAACAGUUCCCUGCCCUCAGAGCGUCAAAGUCCAGGAGAAGGAGACACGCCAUCAUGACACUGUGUGAUAAAUUAUACAUAGAAAUCCUAGUGAUGGUCAGGGGGGAUAGGGUAACUCACAAGGAUGUAGUCUUGAAGGUCAUUGCCAAAGGUUGCCAGAAAUAGCAGGAAAGGAAUUUUAGGCAGGGGAACAGCCUUUGUAUAACUGUGAAAUGCCAUAAAAUUUGAGGGAACAGUGAGCAUUCAGUGUGAUGGAAUGUGAAGGGCACUAUAGGCAUGGACAAGGCAGGAAAGAAUCUAAGCUAGCAUGAAUAGAUUCACCAACUAAGCCAUUCCAGUUUUAUUUUGUAGGCAACAAUAUGUAGGUGCAAGUGACAUGAGGAAUAUAAAAUGUGUUAACGGAAAUAUCUGAUAUCAUAGAGAUAUUUAAUCAGUUAUGAUCUCCUGAGGGUCUGCUGCAUUAAUGCAUUCAGGCUCCUAUAAAAAUACAUUAGAAUGGGCCAGCGCCGUGGCUCACUAGGCUAAUCCUCUGCCUGCAGUGCCGGCACUCUGGGUUCUAGACCCAGUUGGGGCACCAGUUCUGUCCUGGUUGCCCCUCUUCCAGUCCAGCUCUCUGCUGUGGCCCAGGAGUGCAGCGGAUGAUGGCCCAAGUGCUUGGGCCCUGCGCCCACAUGGGAGACCAGCAGGAACACCUGGCUCCUGGCUUCAGAUCAGCGCAGCACGCCGGCCGUGGCGGCCAUUUUGGGGGGUGAGCCAAUGGAAGGAAGACCAUUCUCUCUGUCUUUCUCUCUCACUGUCUAACUCUGCCUGUCAAAAAAAAAAAAAAAUACAUUAGAUUGGGUAACAUAAACAGAAAUUUAUUGUGCACAGUUCUAGAAGCUGGGGAGUCCAGAUCAUUGGUACAUAUGCUGUCCAGUGAAGACUUUCUUCCUCUAUCAUAAAUGGCACCUUUUAGCUGUGUCCUUACACAGCAAAAAAGGCAAAAAAAAAAAAAAAAAAAAAACCCUCACCACUUUCUUUAAGCCUCUUCUUAUUAUUUUAAAAUUUUUAUUUAUUAGCCAGUGCUGCAGCUCAAUAAGCUAAUCCUCUGCCAUUCGGGCGCCAGAUUCUGUCCCGGUUGCCCCUCUUCCAGGCCAGCUCUCUGCUGUGGCCCGGGAAGGCAGUGGAGGAUGGCCCAAGUCCUUAGGCCCUGCAUCCCACGGGAGACCAGGAGAAGCACCUGGCUCCUGGCUUCGGAUCAGCGCGGUGCGCCGGCCGCAGCACACCAGCCGCAGCGGCCAUUGCGGGGUGAACCAACGGAAAAGGAAGACCUUUCUCUCUCUCUCUCUCACUGUCCACUCCGCCUGUCAAAAAAAAUUAUUUAUUUAUUUUCAUUUCAUUUUAAAAAUACAGAGAUCUUCUAUGUACCUGUUCACUCCUCAAAUGUCCACGGCAGCCAGGGCUGGGUCUCCCACAUGGGUGGCAGGUACUCAAGGUCAUCUGCUGCCUCCAAGAGUGUGCACUAGUAGCAAACCAGCUUGGAGAUGGAGCUGGGAGUCUGGUAUUCUGCUAUGAGAUGUGUGAAUCCCCCGUGGCAUCUCAACCACUGUGACAAUCACCCACCCCAAGGCCUCUUUCUAAAGGGCACUAAUCACAUUCAUGAGGGCUCUACACUCACAACCUAGUUAGCACCCGAAGGACUGCCCCCCCUUUAAUACUAUCACACUGGGGAUUAGAUUUCAAUAUAUGAGUUUUCAGAGAACCCAAACAUUCCAACCAUAGCACCUGCCAUGUGCCUAGAAAUAUGUAAGUAUUAGAGAGUAGAAGGAGGAAGUCACUGUUAAGAAUGGUAAUAAUCUGUGCAAGGAAAAUCUAGAAAACAAGAGAGGCAGGGGAUAUGCAGAGGGAUUGGAAUGGAUCAGUAAUGAGAUUUCACUUAUACAAACACACACAUAAUGUGAUGACUGGCUAGAUUUAAGAAGCAGAAGGGAAAUGCUUGAAACAUUUUGAGGCUAAGAGAUGAAGUGUAUGGUGAUGACGUGAAUGGAGAGGGCCGGAAGAGAAGUCUUGCCAUGGAUUGAAACUGGCUGAGCUCACCCAGAGGGGCAGCGGUGCAACAGCUGUGUGAUGUCCAAUGGUGGAACCUGGGCAGUGAGUCAGGCAGCUUUCUGUCACUCUUCUGAAAUACCCAAGGACAUCAGGUUUACCAGCAGAAAGGAUUCGUUUAGCUGACAGUCUGGUGGCCCCAUCUGUUUGGUUUCUGUGAGGGUGGUGGAUGGCAGUGACAGAAUCUGAGGCGGGAGAACUUGGGAUGAACCAGGAGGCAGAAAGAGACUGUGCCCAGUUGAGACUUUUCUAACCAAUCCUCUCUUCCUCACUACCCUCUAUGGGCAUGACCCCAGUGACCUGGGGACCUCCUAGGCCCACCUCCUAAAAACCAUCAUUAGGUUAAACAUCUGCUCUCCUAGGACCAUCACUCUAUGACUUUAGGGUUUUAAGUCCUGUAUGAGUUUGGAAGCCAAAUCAUAUCCAAACCACUGCAUGUUGCAAUAAGCAGAGCAGGUGUGCAGCAGGGUGGAAGAGGAGGAUCAAGGCUGAGGUAUCCUGCAAAGAAAGAGAGAAAAGGUGUAAGAGGAAAAACGAUGAAGCCUUUCAGUGCAGCACAAAGACUUCGCAGUGGCCGCCGGUUUCAUUAUUUCAGGUGCCAAGGCUGACAUGAGCAAGGACACUUUCAGUGGAGAGCCGGGAAUGGGAGCGAUAUCGGGAAGGAGGGAACAGGAAGUGCAGAAGUGAGGAACCAAUGUAGACUACUGUUUUCAGGCCAUUAGUCAUGAAAAGAAAGAGAAGGAGGCAAAAUAAGAGGGGUUGGUGGAACCAAGGGAAUGAGUUAGGACUGCCAUGAGAAAGAAUGUGAACACAAAGCUUUCUUUCAUAUGAUGGGAACAGUUAUGAAAACAGAGGGAUGUCAGCUGGAUUUCCUCUGAAAAAUCUCUACUGUCUUAGAAUGAAAUCAUUACAUAAAAUCUAAGGGAAUAAGCAGGUAGUAUUGGGAUUUUAACCUCUGGGGGUAAGAAAAUACUUCUCAAUUUAGAAAAUUGCAAUCUAGGGGCUGGCAGUGUGGCAUAGCAAGUAAAGUCACCGCCUGGGACACCUGCAUCCCAUAUGGGCAACGGUUCAAGUCCCGGCUGCUCUACUUCUGAUCCAGCUCCUUGCUAAUGUGCCUAGGAAAGCAGCAAAGGAUGGCCCAAGUUCUUGGGCCCCUACACCCACAUAGGAGACCCAGAAGAGGCUCCUGGCUUCAUUGUGGCCAUUUGGAGAGUAAACCAGCAGAUAAGAGAUACCUUCUCUCCCCACCUCCUUCUCUCACUCUCUCUCUAAUUCUUUCAAAUAUUUUUUUAAAAGUUGUAAUCUGUCAAUAUGGGAUUAUGAAGUGGAGGCUGCUAAGAAUGAGAAUGCAGGAAAGGGAGAGAUAAGGAAUCAACCACUGUGGAGGGACAUAGGUAGAUACAAAUGACCAGAGCACUCAGCAGUCUCUCCUUGUGACUGUCAGGGGAAACACGUGUGCAUCAAGAGAAAAGCCUGACCUGACUCCAUCUCUUUUUUAAAUGAUUGUGCAAGCAAAAAGGGAACCCCAGAAAACUGCUUUAUCAAAUGAGUAAUGAACGUUCGUGUUUGACCUCGGAUCUCCACUCAGAGGUAAACCAGUUGGAAGUAAACCCACAUCUUUGCAUGUUUAGAAAACAAAUGAGCAGGAGUCAGAUAAACUGCAGAAUCUAAUCUCUUCAGCCUUCAAAAACAGCAGGCAGUUUUGUUUUUUACAGUCUCAUGAAUAAGACGUUGUUUUCAAGUUACUACUUCAUGUGAAACCAGUAUGACAGUUUAGACGGUCCCCUCAGAAACCGAACAUACUAUGAUGGUUUCAGUCUCGUGGUCUGAUGGUGUGCACAAGCACGUUCAAGGGCGAGGCCGCACAUGUGCACAUCUGCAAGGCGACAGUGGUCACAGGAUUCACAGAAGUGCCUGGGCAGCGCCAUGUUCGAAGACAGCCCAGGUGACAGAAUCCACUGUGGCAGAGCCCAGGAGGAAACUGAAAUGAGGGUUGAUGGGGAGCAGGCCCUUGAACUUAACCUGCAAUGUGAGACUUUUACAAGAUAAAAGUAGUACUUGUAGAUUUUUAAAUUACAGAAAAAUUAUUGAGACUUUCCCAAUUUGGGGGAUGUCAAAGAUGAUUAUAAUUCAGUAGAUGAGUAGGUGAACAGGAGUUAUGGGGAAAACAGUGCUUGCUUGAUGCCUGAGUAAAAGGAACACUUCCUGUAAGUCAGAUCUUAAUUUGCUGUCAGUUGUCUCUUAAAAAAAAAAAAAAAAAAAGAGAGAGAGAGAGAGAGAGAGAGCCUUUUGUCCUUUUGCCUUUCAGGAUGUCUGUGUUCCUUCAAACAGAAGUUCUGUAAACUAGAAAAUGGGUUCAUCUUUGCAAAACUCAUUCAUCAAGCCGGUGCCACGGCUCACUAGGCUAAUCCUCUGCCUGUGGUGCUGGCACCCUGGGUUCUAGUCCCGGUUGGGGCACCAGAUUCUGUCCUGGUUGCUCCUCUUCCAGUCCAGCUCUCUGCUGUGGCCCAGGAGUGCAGUGGAGGAUGGCCCAAGUCCUUGGGCCCUGCACCCGCGUGGGAGACCAGGAGGAAGUACAAGGCUCCUGGCUUUGGAUCAGCACGGCGCGCCAGCCAUAGCGGCCAUUUGGGGGUGAACCAACGGAAAAGGUUCUCUGUCUCUCUAUCUAACUGUCAAAAAAAAAAAAAAAAACCCUCAUUCAUCUUCUAAUAAAACAUGUUCUUCUGUAAUAUGCAUUUCUUGAAGAAUCUUCACAUGUGUGGAUCUCAAGAAUUUUUUUCUACCAAAGCAAAUUUAUCUUUUAAUUCUAUUACCCACAAAGUUGUUUUUCUUUUCUUUUUUUUGAGAAGCACAGAGACAGAGAGACACAGUGAGAAUUCCUAUCUUCCAGCUCACUCUGCAAGUACUUCAACAGCUAGAAGCUGAGGGCGAAAGGCAUGCACUCAGCCCAUGUCUCUCCUGCAGGUGGCAGGGACUCAAUUACCUGCGUCAUCACCUGCAACUUCCAAGGUCUACAUUAGCAGGAAACUGGAAUCAGGAGUUGGACCUGGGAAUCAAACCCAGGAACUCAGAUGGGGACACAGACAUUUUAACCUUCAGGAAAACACCCAGCCCAUCACGAACCAUUUGAAGUACUGUGUACAUUUAAAAAUGGUAGUUAUUGCCCUUAUUAAUGAAUCAAAUGGCAACGCUUGAAGCCGUAAUUCAUAGACUUACAAAACAGAAGAGGAGGAACAGGAUAGGAGAUUCUGCUUGGAGCAUGAGGAAUCCUAACAGAGCUCACAGCAAUCCUCAUCCCAGGCCAGGGGAAGGUAAGGACUGGGCACACAGCUUCUGCACCAGGUGUAAAACUUGGAAAGGAUCUGCAGAAGACCCGACAGGUAGUCAGUGUAAGAUGAGUAAGGUUCUAGAGCAGAAAAGGGUUGAGGGAGUUGGGGAGAAUUUGGCCCUUGUUAACUUUGUUAACUGGGUAGCUCUGGAGCAGGAGAGAAAGAGGAUCGAUCUUCCACCCGGGGCUAGAAAUGGGCGACCUGUGCACCCAGGAGAGCAGGGACAAAACAUCCACGUUCCCUGUCCUGCUGACGCACCUGCCCAUGGAGUUACAGCAGUGGAGGAGAAUUAACAACCCCAGCACUUUGCUGAUGGACUGAGAGAGCAGGAGAUACAGAAGACAAAGAGGCUCUGCUACGAGAGACAGAAAACGAGGUCUGUAAGUGGCAGGACAGCAGCAGAAGGAAGACUGCUUCUUCCGUGCCUGCUACACCAUAAUCUUUCUAGAAGGAGCUGAUUCUCAUUCAUUUUUUUAAGAUUUGCCAUGACAUAUGUUCAAUAAAUGUUUUUAAGACCCUGAAUGAACCAACAAGUGGGAAUCGUCUUUUCCCUGCUAAGCUACAACCUGUAUCUGAGGAACAGUGUCCAGGAAAGCUCAGAGGAUCUGCAGGUACACAAGGCUAACUGAAUGGACAAAUGAACUGGAUCCCACUGAGUUCUGAUUUUCGCAUCUGAAGAUGAAAACAAGGGAGCAGGCGUCCGGCCCAAUGGUUAAAAUGCCAGCAUCCCACAUCAGAGAGCCUGGGUUCCACACCCGGCUCCAGCUUCCUAUUAAUGCAGACUCUGAGAGGCAGCAUUUAUGACUCAAGUAAUUGGGUUCCUGCCACCCCCGUGGGAGUCAUGGAGUGAAUGCUUGGCUCCUGGCUUUGGUCCCAGAUGGGGGCCAUUCUGAGCAUUUGGAGAAGGAACCAGCAAAUGGAAGCUUUCUCUGUCUCUGUUCCUCCACUUCUCAAAUAAAUUUAGAAAAAAACAAUUAAAAAUGAAAACCACAGGACUAACUCUGAUCCUGAUCAGGGACGAGGCAUGCAUUAUAAUUACUAGACAACUUUGGUCUUAAAACUUGCCAAACUGACUCUUGAGUAUAUUAUUUAAAUUCCAUUGUGGGCAGCUGAUUCCCCAUGGGUAGUACUGUCUUCAAUUGUGGAAGGAAGUGAGUCAAGCGAGUGGAAUCACAAAUACACGCACACACCUUGUCUGUGCAUUUUCAACCUUUUUAUCUUCUACCUUCCUUCUGCCCUCACCCCUCAUCCUCCACUUCAUACAACAGUUUCUCUUUAGACCAAACAUCCAUGACAAAUUCAGAACAGUUGCCUGGGGUUUGGCUACUGCUUAACAGGUAGUUAUAAACCAUUUUGUGGUGCUAACCAAGAUUCCAGCUAACUGAGAUGGCCUGAGGAAGCUAAUUAAAGCAGUCAAGUGGAACAGCUAAAUGAAGAUGAAAAUGUAAAUACUGUCUGCGUUGGAUAGAGUGAUUAGAAAUUAUAGUUGUUUGCUUUUUGUCAGAACCAUCUGUGGUUUCUCAAAAUUUUGACAUGCAGUAUAACCUGCCACUAAUCAGAAAGAAAAAAAAAAAAGGAGGGGAAAAUAUCUAAGAUGCUAAGUAGGAAAACAGACAUAGAAAACCUGUGCCUUUCCAAAUGGGAAAAUAUGUAACUUGUUUUUCUAGAAUGAAUCUGAUCUGUUUUUGGAUAAAAUCUCAGCCCCCUUGCUUGCCUUGGAAGAUUCGCUCUCUGUUCUGAAAACUCAACAGUGGGAGAUCCAGGCAGCUCCAAGUGGGAAAAGAAGCCAUGAGCAUGCAGAUGGAAGAACAGAAUUGAGAAUAAUCAAAUUGUCUAACUCAAGUACUUUAUAUAAAAGAAACCUAAGAUGAGGGUUUUUUUUUUUUUUAAGUAUGAGAGGACAUCAAAAUGUCCCUGGAACAUGCAUAAUGAUGAAAAAAGCUAGGCAUGAACUUCAAAACAUUUUCCACCAAAAUAUACUUACCUUUUAAUUCCACUUUUCCAUGAAUCUUUGAAAAUACCUUCACAGAUAUACUGUGUCAGUGACUUACGGAGAGAACCUGACGGUGUUAAUAUUUGAAUCCUAUGAAAUUGAAGGGCAGGCAGUUGGUUGAAAUGCUGGUUAGGAUGCCUGUGUCCCACAUCAGAGUGUCUGGGCUCAGUUCCAGAUUCUGGUUCCUGAUUCUAGUUUUCUGCUGAUGCAGACGCUGGGAGGCAGUGUUGAUGGCUUAAGUAACUGGGUUUCUGUUUCCCACAUGACACACCUGGAUUGAGGUGCUGGCUUCUGGCUUCAGACCCAAUCCAGCCCCAGGCUUUGCAGGCAUUUGGGAAAGUGAACCAGCAGAUAGGAGCUCUCUAUGUCUGUCUAUCCAUCUCUUUCCUUCUCUGUUUGCCCUCCUCUCUCUCUCCCCGCUUACAUCUCCCAAAUAAAUAAAAAGAAAUUUGAAAAACUUGUAAAUUAUUUUUACAUUUAAAUGCAUUUAAAUUAGACAUAAGGUUCAAACGUCUGACAAUCCCCUACCUGAUAUAGUAUAAUGAGAAAUGUGUAGAAGUUUUUGAAAAACAAAAACAUGUACUAUCCAGACUUCCUUUCUACCUCCAUCAAUUUAUUAUAAAUAUUGCACUAUAAAAUAAAAACUCAGGAAUAGAACAAUUCCACCUCACAUCUGCAAUAGUUCCUGAUACAUAACAUGUAUUCAAGAAUGGUUUUAUAAAGGAGAGGGAAGGGGAAGAAAAAAGAAAACAGAGCACCUUGAUGAAUAUUUCUUUUUUUUUUUUUUUUUUUUUUGACAGGCAGAGUGGACAGUGAGAGAGAGAGAGACAGAGAGAGACAGAGAGAAAGGUUUUCCUUUACCGUUGGUUCACCCUCCAAUGGCCGCUGCGGCUGGCGCACCACGCUGAUCCGAAGCCAGGAGUCAGGUGCUUCUCCUGGUCUCCCAUGGGGUGCAGGGCCCGAGCACUUGGGCCAUCCUCCACUGCACUCCCGGGCCACAGCAGAGAGCUGGACUGGAAGAGGGGCAACCGGGACAGAAUCCGGUGCCCCGACCAGGACUAGAACCUGGUGUGCCGGCGCCGCUAGGCGGAGGAUUAGCCUAGUGAGCUGCGGUGCCGGCUGAUGAAUAUUUCUAACUGCAUUUAUGAAUGAACUAUCUGCAUGAUGAUUAAUAAAAAUGUUCUUGUGAUUGAUGACUUCAUAAGACCCAACCAUACAAAGUAUUGAGUGUUUAUUUCUUUAUUUAGCUGUGUCAUCCUUUUAUAGGUAGAAUAUUUUUAGCGAUAUUCAUACUAGUUCAAACAUUUUCAAAUACAUGACCUGGAAGCAGAUAUUUGGCCUACCAGCUAAGAUGCCCAUGUACCACAUCGCAGUCCCUGAGGUCAACACUGAUGUUAGCUCCUGACUCCUGAGAGGCAGCAGGUGAUGGAUGACUCCAGUAGUUAGAUUCCUGCCAGUCGUGCUAUAGCCCUGCCACUCAGCUGGACUGAGUCGCCAGCUCCCAGUUUCAGUUUGGCCCAGUCCUGGCUUUUAUAUGGAUUUGAGUAAUGAACCAGCACACAGGAACUCUCUAUGUCUAUCUAUCCAUCUCUUUCUACCUCCCAAUGAAUUUUCAAAACUUAUGAAGUAUAUGACAUGCAAUGAAUUUCAGAGAAUCCUUAUAGGAAAUUAAAACAACAUCAUCAAUGAAACAGAAGUCACAGGAGAGCAACAUACAGCAUGAGCCUAGUUUGAUAUGGUGAGACCAAGGGGCAGCCCUUUCCUUGCCUUGGUGAUGAAACAGGCACACUGGGUCAUUUUGGAAACAAACAUCUGUUGUUCAGACUAUCUCUCUUUCCUCUCAACUCUCUAUACUCCACAUCAUUUCCUGGGCAUCAGCAAGGACUGGAAAAUAAGAAAGGGAAAGAAUAAAGCGGAGAUCUCAGCUGACAACAACUAAUUUACCACUAAUAACUCUAACCUACACUGUCAUCCACAUAGUGCUUAUUUUAUUUGUGCCAGACACUCUUUGCAUGUUUUACACGUCCUCACUCAUUUAAAUCUCAUGAUACUUUUACUGGUGUUCCCAUUUUACAGAAAGGAAACUGAGGCAAGAGCAGUUAAGGGGGAGACUGUAAUUCAAACCUGGGUGUUUGCUGUCAGAGUCUGCCCACCUGUCUGCUACUCAAAAGCACAGAUAGAAGACGACCAAUGGAUUGGGGCCAGGUGGCUUUCAAACUCUCUUCCAUGUACACAAAUCCAGGCUUCCAUGCACCCUGCAAAUAGGAGUUUCCUCACUUGGGUGCCUUGCCCCUAGCAUUGGCCUGUGCAGUGCACAUACUUGUCAUAUGAAAGAAUGCUUCAUGUCAAUUUAUAGUGGAUUCUUUGGAACAUACCAAGUCCAUAAAAGCAGAAAAUCCCAAAUUGGUUGAUUUUGAAACAGCCUAAUUUUGCCUCAAUGCAGCCCAGCCACUUAGAAAAAUACGUCCCAGUAGAAUUUGAUUGCAAUACUAAUUUGAAGAUCAUCAAUCUUUCUAUACUCAUAUACACAGCUAAUGGGCCAGAUACGAAUGAAAUUUCUUACCUGUCCCUAAACUGCAACACGCCCUCAGUGUACUGCAAGGGCUCAUUUGAAAAAAAAAAAAAUCAGCCCCAGAGAGGAAAUGAGCUGCCACAACAUCGCUUCACAGCAACCGGAAGGAAAAACACACACAGGCGUACGCCACUCACAUCCUACGUAUGCGGUUGCUCAGUGGGGAAAUGCUUACAGACAGCUGCCUUGAGAAGCCAACCGGGGUGCUGCAGCGAGAGAAGUAGAAUCGUGCAGCAGGACUGGCUCUCCUCUUCUGCCAGCCCAUAGAGAAGACAAGAGCACCAGGGAGCAGAGAGAGAAUCCGCCACCCAGACUUCUGCCCUUGGGUGAGUUCUCAGCCACUUGCUGUGGCCUGGGGUGGGAGUGCAGGGAGCUCACCCCGACUCUGACUUCCUGAGUUGGUGUCAGACAGCUGGGGGUGUUCCCCACUGUUAACACCUCUGAGCUGGGGAUGAGAGGGCUUCAACAAUUCCAGUAGAUGAAUCAUUGACUCCAGGUCUCCUUCAAAUUGACCUGGACGAGCUGGUUUUAAUGCUACUUCAAACCCGCAAGAUUUCUACUUUGCAAAUCAUCCUGGGUUGGUGCUUCCUGGUGUGUGAAUGCCUGGCCCCUCCCCGCUUCCUGCUGACCUAGGAGAGUCUACCUGUGUAGAACCAAGCUUCUACGUGUUCUACAUUAUUCCAGUGCUCAAGGUUUUCACUUACACUUUAUAGUGCAUUAGAAUCAUUUACAUCACUUUUAGCCUUUCUGGGGAGCAAGAAAUGGUGACCGAGAAUUGGGUUCUGUGCCUGUGGCCCUGUCCUGUAGAGAAAUGGUUAUCAGCACCACCUUUACGGGACCAGAGACAUACUGUACUAUGGUUCUCACUGGCUACCUGAUAGCUCCACCCCUACUUUUCUCUGCCUUUAUUCAUUUCACUCAUUCAGUCAUUCAUUCAACUGGCUUUCUUCCUCAAAAAAUUUGUGACAAUUUUUUUUUUAUGAUGAAAUGGCUUCAAAACAAAGACCUAGUACAAACCUAGGUGGAGGUAGUGAGCAAUCUUCUCCCUGUGUUAUCAGUGACAGCUGAGAAUGGGGGCCCUAGCCUGUUUAGCCCCUGCUUGGGGAAUGCCCUUCUUUGCCACCCAGAAUUGGGUGUGAAAAGAAAUUGUCCAAAAUUCUUGGAACCUGUCAAAUGGGUUUCUCCCUGGUGUCAUUUCCUUCCAAGCUUAUUAUUUUCAAGGUCAUUCUCACUGUAAGAAAGGGGCAAAGUGGAGUAAUGGAACGUGAAGGAUAUGUAGUCAGUCUUGAAUUAGAGCUCCACUUUGUGUUAACGACUUCGUUUGUUUAACAACGAUCUAGAGAAUUCUCAUCCUGUGAAAAUACUUUGUAAGUCAACACCUAUGGAAGAGAGACCAAAACUGAUGCUGCUGUGUUCCUAAUAUAAGCUACAGUCCAAAGGAGCAACAGGCAUUAACCAAUAAUCUAGAGGAGGAAAAACUGCCUCAGUUUGUCUUUGUGGGUUCACUGAUUGGAUGGUCUGUGAAUUAAGCUGACAUAAGAUAGACUAACAAGAGAAAAAACUUAAAUUACAUUUGUAUGAAUGGGGGUUCCACAAAAAUAUGAAACACAGAGAAGUGUUUGUGUUUGAUGACUGAGGCUUCUGUAUCAACCUGAGCUACAAAAAGGACUGGAGGUAUGGGGGCUUCUGGAGGUGGGUAGGGGUUCGGGCAGAGAAGGUGAAGGGAAAAGCCUCAAUUAGACAAAUUGGCCAGGAAAAGCCAAGCAAUGCAGGGGAAAGGUAUGAGAUUUAAGUAGGUGCCUUCCUCAUUAAUAAGAGUCUGUAGUGAUUUAGUCAUCCACGUCUUCCUGAUGCAUGGAGAGAGACACCCCAACAAAUGGAAAUUUCCUUUGCAGAUAUAAAUUUGUCUUACCUAAGGGCAGCUUUCGGAGCUUCUGACUCUACAGUUUCUCAAACAAAGCUCAAAAUAAUCAAAAUGCUGCAGAGGCAUGUUUUAGGGUAGCAUAUUCUUGGUCUCCAACAACUGUAUUUAGUGUUACCGUGUCCUAAACCCCAUUGGUCACUGCACAAAUAUGAUGAGAACCAGAACACAUGGCAGGGGGGUCUGAAUUUGCCUGGGACUCAAGGAAUUUACAUAAAGGAGAAGGAGAUGAGAACUCAGAGAGAUGAAGAGAUUCACAAGGCAAAGGAUCGGCUGGUACUCUGUGCGGAGUCGACAGAACAGUGUGACAAAAUGAGGUCCCUGUAGCCAGAGAAAAGAGGAGGGCGGCAAAGUAAACUGAGAGAAGUAAAAUGUGCAGAUGGUCUUAAAGCUGGUGUUGAUUCUUACAGGGCUGGAACAGCCUGGCGUGUGAGGGUCUGACUUGUGCGUUGAAGGGAACCCCUUUUGCGAUGGUGUGCAGAAUGGACCAGGGAGAUAAGAAAGUUGAUGCUGUCAGCUAAACAAGCAUGUGAAAGUGGUGACAGGAGAGACACAUGUGGAUGAAUCAGAGUCAUCUAGAAAGAUGGUGGCGGACAGGAAAGGAGAGUGGGAGAGAGGUCAAAGAUAGUCCACAGCUCCUGGAUGAGAAGUCCAAACGGAUGGUGGUGCUAACUGCUCGUCACAGAGACUGGCAAAGCUGAGGGAAACCGAGUCUCAGUGGGUUCAGUUCUGGAAAUGACUGCGGAGGGUCUGGUAGACAUCCAAGGGCAGAUGUCAACCAGGCGCCUGACGUGCUGAUCCGGAGCUCAGAACACAGGUCUGGGCAUGCUUGGUGCAGAGAAGGCGGUGGAAGCCAGGGGCACCAGAAGAUAAGGCUUUGAGACAUAGUAGCAAAUGGGAAAAGAGGGGUACUUACGGUGGAAUCUCGAAAAUACCAACAUUUAAAUAGAGGUAAAGGAAAAUGAACUCUUCAAGACGAGGAUCUUUUUUCAAAAAGUUAAAUACAGAAUUACCUCAUAACCCAGCAAUUCUGGCCACAGCUAUAAACCUUAAAGAAUUGAAAACAGGGACUGAAUUAGCACUUGCAUACCUAUUUUCAUUACAACACUAUUCACAAUUGCAAAAAAAAAUGGAAACAGCUUAACUGUCAACUAAUAGAUGAAUAAACAAGCUUUAGAAGAUACUACAAUGGAAUAUCAAUUAUCCAUCACAAAGAAUGAAGCACUGACACAUAC